Molecule: messenger RNA, 651 nt
Organism: Styela clava
Lineage: Eukaryota; Metazoa; Chordata; Ascidiacea; Stolidobranchia; Styelidae
Source: RefSeq, a predicted model, not a curated record
UAUUCAAAGUUUCUUCUUUAGGCAUAACGUAGAUAUCUAAGAAAUGGUUGUCCACGCUUCAGGCACAGAGAAAGCUAUGCCACUCCCAACGGCAGGGAAAUAUCCGGACGGUGAGAAGUAUCAACCUUCGGCUCCGUCACUUCCACCCCUCCCGCCUUAUUCAACGGUGGUGCCAGUCAAAACAAGAAAACCACGAAAAUGCUGCAUGGUAUCCAGCAUCGUUUGCAACUUGCUCUUGUUGGCAGUUGUUAUUAUUCUGGGCAUCAUGAUGAUUACACACGUUAAGCGAAGUAAAUGCGCCAACGAAGUCCACAGAGCUACCCAGAGAUUGAACCAAAAAAACUAUGUCUACCAGAUUGAUGGAUGCAAGGUGAAGAACAUUAGGAAAAUGAGAAAAUUUCAGCAGAUAAUUGACUACAUAUUGGAAGAUAUCGACGAUGAUGACGAUGAAGAGAAAAAGACGUUUUACGAUGACGACAGAGUCAAAAGUCCAAGAGGUGGAGAAAGUCCCAGAAAGGGAAGAAGCGGAGGAUUAGGAUAGUAAUAAAAAUAUUUGUAAUAGUGUCUUUAUCGAUUUAAUUGUACAGAUCUUUGUGGAGAGUAUUGUAAAUUUGUUGAAUAAAAUACUAAGAACAGAUUUCCACAAUGUUA